Molecule: messenger RNA, 1773 nt
Organism: Cutaneotrichosporon oleaginosum
Lineage: Eukaryota; Fungi; Basidiomycota; Tremellomycetes; Trichosporonales; Trichosporonaceae
Biological process (GO): cytoskeleton organization; actin filament organization
Cellular component (GO): cytoplasm
Molecular function (GO): actin binding; adenylate cyclase binding
Source: RefSeq, a predicted model, not a curated record
ACCAUGGCUCAGGCUCCGCCCACCUCGGGCCUCCACCAACUGAGCACUGUCCUCAAGCGCCUCGAGGCCGUCACCUCGCGCCUCGAGGAUGUCGCAAUGUCCCAGCAGAGCGUCGGCACCCUCCGGUCGCCGACGGGGACGGCGCACGAGUCGCUCGUCGGCACCGUCGCCGGGGGCGCGGUCGGCAUGUCGCCCUCGCCAUCACGCGGCGGGGCGGCUGCGACCCCACCACCUCCGCCCCCGCCUCCCCCACCUCCUCAGGAGGAGGAGGUGACCCCACCUGUCAAGGCAUACGCCGAUGAGGUUGGCGAGGCAGUCAAGGAGUUCGAGGCGAACGCGAAGAAGGUCGGCGGGCUGGUUGAGCAGGCUUCCGCCCUCAUCCCGCCCCUCGUCGACGCGCAGUACGCCUACCUCAAGAUGGCCUCUGCGCACUGCAAGCCGGCCGCAGCACCUGCAGCUCAGGGCCUUCUCAAGCCGCAGGCGGACGCGAUCGGCGCCAUCAUCGAGGCCAAGGACAAGCUCGGCCGCACCAAGGACGGGCGCGAGUGGGGGGCGGCGCUCUCCGUCCUCGGCGAGGGUGCAGCGGCGUGGGGCUGGGUCCAGGUCGAGCCUGCACCGGCGCCGUUUGUGGGCGAGAUGAAGAACUCGGCCCAGUUCUGGAUCGACCGCGUCAACAAGCAGUUCAAGGAGACCAACCCUGACGCUGUUACAUGGGCGCGCUCCUUCGGUGCAAUCAUCGAGGCGCUGCAGAAGUAUGUCAAGAAGUGGCACACCACAGGUGUGGUGUGGAACCCCAAGGGCGCCCCAGCCCCCGCCACAGUCCCCUCUGCUUCGUCGGCUCCUAACGGAGCCGCUGGCGCUCCCCCGCCCCCUCCACCACCGCCUGCAGCUGCCGCCGGCGCCACGCCAGCCAAGUCGAGCGGCGGUGGCCACUCCGCGCUCCUGGCCGACCUCAACCGCGGCUCGGGUGUGACUUCCGGCCUCCGCAAGGUCGACGCGUCGCAGCAGACGCACAAGAACCCGGAGCUGCGCACAUCUGGCGCUGUGCCUGACCACACAUCGCCAAAGAGACCAGGGCCGCCGCCUACCAAGCCCAAGCCCGCCUCAUUCAGCAAGACGCCGCCUAAGAAGCCUGCACGCACCGAGCUUGAGGACGGCAACAAGUGGAUUAUCGAGAACCACGAGGACAACAAGCAGAUUGUUAUAGAGGAAACCGCGCUGCACCACACCGUGCACCUGUUUGGGUGCAAGAACAGCGUGGUGCGCAUUGCGGGCAAGAUCAAUGCUGUGACGAUGGUGAACUGCAAGAAGACGUCGCUGGUUGUUGACACGCUCGUCUCGUCGCUGAGCAUCACCUCGUCGCCCUCGUUUGAGGUCCAGAUUACGGGUCUCGUACCCACGAUCCAGGUGGACUCCACCGACUCUGGGCAAGUGUACCUGUCCAAGGGGUGCAUGGACACUGUUGAGAUCAUCACGGCCAAGACCUCGGCGAUCAACAUUUCCAUCCCGACCAGCGACGACGGGGACUACGCCGAGCGGCCGAUCCCCGAGCAGAUGAAGAGCCGCGUCGUCAACGGCCGCCUUGUCACAGAGAUCGUCGAGCACGCCGGUUAGGUUGUACAGAAUGCAUGCAAUUACACAGCCCCCGCCGCGCGGUAAAGGCUGACCUUUUUGUCGUCGCCCGCGAUGGCGAACUGCUUCCCUGCGGGCAGGGCGCCUUCGUACUCGCCCUGCCAGGCCACACCCCACACCUCAGCCUCGGCCGUGCUGGUG